Molecule: messenger RNA, 360 nt
Organism: Fraxinus pennsylvanica
Lineage: Eukaryota; Viridiplantae; Streptophyta; Magnoliopsida; Lamiales; Oleaceae
Source: the annotation of a GenBank genome assembly
AUGGCAGAAGACCCAGUCGAUGCUACUGUACAAAAGGGUGCAAACUUUAGGGAUCUACCGGGCGUUAGAGUUCGUGCUGAUAACAAAGUUGAAUUUGAUCCUGAUGUAGAAAGAGAAAAGCUGCCUUCUGGGAAGCCUUUGGAAUGGUACGAUGCUGAAUUAGAACCAGUUGCUUCAAAUAGCAUGGCGCAGUUAAUGAACAUUGGAAAUGAUGCCCGAAAUGUGGCCAGUUCGAGAAAUGCUGUUUAUAGGGGAUUUUUGUGGCCAUCACUUGGAAGAAAUGCUUCCAGUUCAAUCCAUCACAUGCAUGCUUUUAAUAAUAGGGAAAGGUGCUACCUGAUUCAAGGAGUGUGCCAUUGA